Molecule: messenger RNA, 990 nt
Organism: Fusarium verticillioides 7600
Lineage: Eukaryota; Fungi; Ascomycota; Sordariomycetes; Hypocreales; Nectriaceae
Exons: 3
Coding region: 39-782 (247 amino acids)
Biological process (GO): chromosome segregation
Cellular component (GO): MIS12/MIND type complex
Source: RefSeq, a predicted model, not a curated record
GGCCAAACAUCUCCAACAUCAGUGCCAUAUUUAUCGUCAUGACGCCCGAUCCGCAGCCCGAACAACCCGCGCAAGCCGAAACAGCCCAAGAAACAACUCAGUCUCAACCACAGGAAGCAGGGCAACAUCCGGAAUCAGAGCAAGACCCUCCCGCAUCACCGCCCCUCCCUCAGCGACACACAGCCGUCACGCCUGGUCCCCGCGCCGCGCGUCUUCAAGAACUCUACGCGCGAUCGCUAAAGAAGACGCUGGGCAAGAUUGGAUGGGACAAUGUCGCCGGCUGCUACCCUACGGUUGCGAAGAGGGCGGAGGGUGUGUUGAGGCAGGUUCAGGGACAAAUGGUUGAUAAGCUUGGUGAGAAGUGCGAGAAAGAGUUUGAUAAUAUUAUGGUAUCGAGACAGGUCGUUCCUAAGCUCAAUGACCUAGAGAGCCUCAUUAGUGAUGCCUCCCGCCGACGCGCAGAGUCAACAACAGAAGAGCCAAUACCUCCUCAUCUUCUACCCCCAUCAGCAAUCCUCGCCGCACAUCUCACGCCCGCCCUCACGGCGCACCAAUCGCAACUCAAUGCUCGUCUACAAACGACACAAUCGCAGAACGCUCUUUUGUACGACGAAGUUCGUCGUCAAAGAGAAGAAAUUCGUGCACUUCUUGGUACCCUCGAAGCUGUCGUCGCCGAUGUCCGGGGCGCAAAUGACGCGCUGCGCCCGGUUGUGGACGAUGUUGCUGCUGAGACGAGACAGGGCAUAGCAGCUGUUGACGCAGCCAAUGGUGGUAGGCAAUAAGGAGCAUCAUCAUGACUAUGAACGGUGAGAAAGAUGCAUCCAGAUAGCAUAAAGCUGAACGUAUGCUGUGGUCAUACAAUGGAUCUGGGAGUAACGGGCGUUAUUAUACCAAUGUUUUGUUUUGUCUUGUAUAACAGCAUUUACGAAGCAACGGUCACAGUUAAUCAAGCAUUUAGAUGCAACGCCAUCUUCAAAAUGUUUCUUUCGA